Mobula hypostoma (lesser devil ray) is the source of this 6748-nucleotide messenger RNA. RefSeq names its product rasGAP-activating-like protein 1. The record is from RefSeq and is a predicted model, not a curated record. NCBI's taxonomy places the organism in Eukaryota, Metazoa, Chordata, Chondrichthyes, Myliobatiformes, Myliobatidae. Bases 581 to 3142 code for a protein of 853 amino acids. Gene Ontology annotation, molecular function: GTPase activator activity. Gene Ontology annotation, biological process: regulation of GTPase activity; intracellular signal transduction; negative regulation of Ras protein signal transduction. The transcript has 22 exons.
UCCAGAUUCCAGCAUCCGUCCUCCUGUGUUUUUUUUCCCGUCACACUACACACUCGCAAGUUGAUGAAAGGUUAUUCAGCACGAACAGAAUUGUCGCCAGAACAUACUUUAGCUCUGCAAUCCCGCUGUGCUGCCGGUAAGAGGCAGACGAGUUCCCCAAUCCAACGGAGAAGGACGUUAUUUCCUUACCUAGCGAGGAUAUUAACUCUUGCCUGUGGCUGCUUUCAUUCAAACCUUGCCAAAUCCCACACACAGCACACAAUUUUGCCACUGAUAUCACUGGCUCCAAUUUCCGGUCCUGAUGGAAAGCGAGAGUGCAACUUGAUCCGAGGAGUCGACCUUUCGAGAUUUUAGCCUCGGCUCCACCUGCCCUGGGCUCAUCGACCGCUCGGACUUUGCCAGUUGCACAGCAAGCAAAGAGAUUCCAGAAUUGUCGCGGAACUGAGCAAAGGAGGGCAGCCUGUCGGGCUUGCCGACUGCCAAGCAACAUUCCCCGCCGCGAGGAUGAAUCCAACAAGCGCCAAGUACUGCAACAUCGCUAUAUAAAUUACAAAAAAACUUUUCACCGUGAACAGCCGGCAUGGCAAAAAAUACGUGCUUGUAUUUUCGUAUUAUCGAAGGAAGAAAUUUGCCGGCAAAGGACGUGUCUGGUACCAGCGAUCCUUACUGUCUGGUUAAGGUGGACAACGAGGUGGUGGCCAGAACUGCUACAGUAUGGCGGGAUUUAAAUCCAUUCUGGGGCGAAGAAUAUACUCUCCACCUCCCUAUGGGUUUCCACAACCUCUCGUUUUACGUUAUGGAUGAAGAUACCAUCGGGCAUGAUGACGUCAUUGGGAAGAUUUCUCUCGACAAGGAGAACCUUGCAGCUCAUUUACGAGGUAUUGACAACUGGAUAAAUCUGACUCGAAUUAACCCAGAUGAGGAGAUCCAAGGAGAAAUACACCUGGGUUUAGAGAUUCUCCGAGACCGGCAGACGAGGGUCCUCAAGUGCCAUCUCAUCGAAGCUAGAGAUCUUGCACCUCGAGAUAUUUCGGGCACAUCAGACCCAUUUGCAAGAGUGGUAUUUAACAGCAAGACUACAGAAACAGCCACUAUAAAGAAGACUCGUUUUCCUCACUGGAACGAAGUGUUUGAGUUUGAACUGGAGGGGGACAAGCCAACGGAAGAAAUGACAUUCACUGUGGAAGUCUGGGAUUGGGAUAUGGUGGGGAAGAAUGACUUUCUGGGAAAGAUUGACUUUAAUUUGGACGCACUUCAGAAGACUCAGAUAACCAGGGGCUGGUUUAGGCUUUUGCCUUUUGAAAAGAAGGAAGACGAUGCAGGUGGAAAAUUAGGAGCAUUACGAUUAAAAGUCAGGUUGGCAGAAGACCGGAUACUACCUUCAAUGUACUAUCAGCCACUAAUUGACAUCUUAGUGGAACCUGUAAUUGCUGCAUCUAAAAGUGAUGCUACUGGUGUCUUGAGCAGAAGAACCACUCUGGCCAAGUCGUCACAAGCUUAUGAUGCAAGCCUCAAAUCCACAGACUCGCUGAACUGGGUUGAGGACAUCACCCCUCUCACCAUGUUAGAAGAGGUUACCACUGUGGAGAGCAGGCAAGACAUGGCUGUGACUCUGGUGAAGCUGUUCCUUGGCCAGGGCCUUGUGGUACCAUUCCUUGACUACCUCAAUAUGAGAGAAGUGUACAAGACAACUGAUCCAAACACACUUUUCAGAUCGAACUCUUUGGCCUCCAAGGCAAUGGAACAGUUUAUGAAGUUGGUGGGAAUGCCAUACUUACAUGAAGUGCUGAGGCAAGUGCUUAACCGCAUUUUUGAUGAGAAGAAAUACAUCGAACUGGAUCCUUGUAAGAUAGACCUUAACAAAAUAAGGAGAAUCUCUUUCAAAGGAGGUCCCUCGGAAGCCAAUGUGCGAGAAUGCAGCCAGGAGAUGUUGCAGUCCUACCUGACCGAUGUGAUGGAUGCCAUUGUGGGUUCGGUAGAGCAGUGCCCCUCUGUUAUGCGGGUGGUAUUCAAACAGUUACAUAAACGCGUGGAAGAGCAGUUUCCAGAAGCUGAGAAUGAGGAUGUGAAGUACUUGGCUAUUAGUGGUUUCCUGUUUCUGAGGUUCUUUGCUCCAGCUAUCCUAACACCAAAACUCUUCAGUCUCCGAGAUCAUCACGCUGAUAAAAGAACGGGAAGGACACUGCUGCUUUUAGCAAAGGCUGUGCAGUGUAUCGGUAACCUGGGUCUUCAGUUGGGACAUGGUAAAGAGCUCUGGAUGACUCCCCUACACCCUUUCAUUUUGCAGAGUGUUAGCUGCGUGAAGGACUUCCUUGAUAAAUUAAUAGACAUCGAUAAUGAAAAUGCUACUGACCUGCAGCAACGCCUGGUGUUCCACCCUUCAGUGAUCAUGAAGGAGGGUUACCUGUACAAGAGGAAAGCUGAGGGUGUAAACCUUGUCACCCGCUUCACUUUUAAAAAGCGCUAUUUCUGGCUCAGCAGUGAAAGUCUGUCAUACGCCAAGUCUUCAGACUGGCAGUCGAGGUCGUCCAUCCCAAUCCAGCGCAUCUGUGCAGUCGAGCGAGUCGACGAAAAUGCCUUCCAGCAGCUCCACAUGAUGCAGAUCAUCACGCAGGACAGUGAGGCACAGCCUCAUAUAAUGUACAUCCAGUGCAAGAACGUGAAUGAACUGAAUCAGUGGCUGUCGGCUAUCAGGAAAGCCAGUAUCUACAAUCAACGAAUGCUUCCUUCCUUUCAUCCAGGUUCUUAUAGGAGCAACCGCUGGACAUGUUGUCUGCACACAGAUAGAACUGUGCAGGGAUGCAGCCGCACACAUUCCGCCGUAACUCUCGGAGACUGGAGUGACCCUCUCGACCCUGACAUUGAGACUCAGACCAUUUACAAGCAGCUGUUGCAAGGCAGAGAAAAGCUGAAAAAGAAGUACCUUGAAUCUUUAGACUCAAACACAGCGAAGGAGCAGGAGGAAAGAAUGGACAGUGAUGGAAUUAACGAGGCUGGCAUAGACGCGAGGGGCUCCUUCCAUGAUCGCUGGACGGCCGUGGCGACCAGGCUUCUGGACAUCGUACGAGACCUGGAACGUGCUCAUCAAGCUUUUGAAAGCAGAGAGAAAGAGAAGUGGGCCAAUGAGAUGUCCAUUCCCUGAGUCAUUUCCUGUUAUCCGAUAUGAGACAUCAGUGUGUGCACUAUGUGCAGUGUGCCACGGAUGGGUCUAGGGGUGCUGUGGAUCUAAAUGAGGACAAAUUGUGCAAUUUAUCUCGGCCAAUUGAAAAACGUGCACGCAGAGGCCUAUGAGUGACACUUGUUGGGCUAGGAUGAUCAUUAUCACAAACAAAGCAACUUUUGGGGGAAAAGGAUAAAGGAGAUUUCAACUAUUAUUAAUGUGAUGAGGCUGAGGGAAGGCACCUUGCAGUGCAAGAGCAGGAAAAGUUGUUUUGUUAACAUAGGAAGUCAACGGUAAUAAAUGUCUGUAAAGUGAUUCAGUGCUGAGGUGGGGCCUGCUCCACUGACCCCAGCAUCAGCUUAACACAUCCCUCUACCGCUGUAAACGUGUUCAGUGGAACCACAGCAUACGGCAGUAUUACGUAUUUUGUUGCCAGCUGGAGUCUGAGCUGUGAUCUGUUUUCCUUUGUCAGGAGGUUAUUAUUGCAGUGAAGUGAUGUCUUGGAGCCGCAGAUGCCAUGGGGCAAACACCAUCAUCUGUGUUUUUCUUUUUAAUGAUUUAUGAACAAAUUGCUUAAGUGUAUUCUGCUGAUUUAUUAUCUAGUCUACUUUCCAGAUAGUCUGCUUGUGGAUUGAUGGAAAUUUGCACCAACCUGAGAUUCUCUUGUCUGUAGUAUUCAGGCUGCAUCUUGGUUACUGUGUAUGGAAGUAAUUACUAUUCCCUCAGAUCAAAAGCCUGGCCAGUUUCUUUUUAGUAAGAAAAAGAAUAUUAAUGUACUGUAUCGAUGAGGACUUUGACCACUGGUGCUGUUUCUCCCAUUUGCUUGUUACACCGCUAGCGUUCAGAGCAGCAAUGAAGGUCCCUUUAGGAUUCUUCAUUUGCUGUUUCCGUAACCGUUUUGUUUUUUUACCAACCCCGAGCUGAACCCCCGAACCUGGAGGACCGGUGGACCACUCUUGUUCUAGCCUCUACCCUUUGACCUGUCUGGCAUUGGUGACUCUGCCAAGUGCCAAAGCAUAAAGCCUUGACUCCAGCCAACAUAGCCCUCCAAAACCCUACAACAAGGUUGAAGGCCAAGAGCUGGACUUGGUUGUCAGAGGCUAUUUGAGGUGCACGCCAUUGGGAGCAUUUAAUAUGUAGUGAGAGCUUGUCCCCAUUAUCACCCCUAGCUAUAACAACCUUAAGGAACCAAUAUAGUAAGAGUGUUAUAAUAUGUUAUAGGAUAUACUAUAUCCUCCAUAUCAUAUAUAUAUAUAUAUAUAUAUAUAUAUGUAUACACACACCCCCUAUGUAUAAAAUAUAUAUAUGUAUGUAUAUUCCUUCCCCCCCACUCUGUUAAGCCUCUCCCUACACUGCAGUUCUUGAAGUCUUCAGUUUACUUCUGUCAUUCAUGUGCCACAUAGUUAUUGUAUAUUUAUAACGUAAUAGGCAGGAGGAGAAGAUGGUGGCGUGCCGCGUGUGCGCAACCCUCCGGUGAAAAAUGAUAUCGUAUCUGUUAAAUAGGGGCCAUGGACAAUUCUGAUUUGAUGGAGAAUGGACGUGAAAGCAGAGAGGAACAUCUGGAGAAAUUUCUGAAACGCUCGUUCGCUGCUGUCGUUACUGUGUGGUCGGGAAUCUUUCAGAGGGUAGGCCUCAAAAUCCCCGGCCUUGCCUGCUUUUGGCGACCGAGAAGGAGGUCGAAUUGUUCGGACAGAGAUGGCGCUCAGUACUCGGUGUCGGAGAGCUGAUCAGAGCUCGAAGUUUUCGGAUGACUCGGAGUCGGACUGUGGUCGGCAUGGCAGGGAGAGUUUUUCUUCCUUCUCCUGUCUGCGUGAGAUGUGGGACAUUUGAGAAACUUUGAACUUUUACUGUGCUCAUGGACUUCUUCAUCAAGUUAUGGUAUUCUGCACUGUUGUAACUAUAUGUUAUAAUUAUGUGGUUUUGUCAGUUUUUUCAGUCUUGGUUUGUCCUGUGUUUUGUGAUAUCACACUGGAGGAAAUAAUGUAUCAUUUCUUAAUGCAUGCAUUACUAAAUGACAAUAAAAGAGGACUACAUGUCCUCAUAAUCUAAAAAAAUCUAAUAUAUACUGUAUCAUGAUAUGGUACUAGUUCUAGGACCAGGGAGUGUCAACACCAACGUAAGAAAACAUCCAGAGGUGCUCAGUCAUGCAUCGGGAGCUGAAUCAAAUAUAUUUCCUGAAGCAAAGCUGGUAAAUCUCCAACAAAUUUAUUACUUUUUGUCAAAAUUACAAAUACAUUUAAGAACUGCCACUGCAUUGGGAUAGGUGUGAAGUAGAUUUUCCCCCUGUGUUAAGCCUCUCCCUGCACUGCAGUUCUUCAGAACUCUUCGAUUUGUUUCUAUCACUCACGUUUUGCAAGGGUCCCCCAGGCUCCGUCUGUUCCGAGAUGUUUGCUGAAUGCAGCAUUAAAAAACCGUGAAGCAAGGGCUGGCCACCGUGAGUUAGCCCGACCAAUUACUUCCACACCCAGCAAACCUCGCACUAAGUCAUGUUCUACCAGAUUAAUUGUCGCUAAGGAUAGUGGAAACAUAGAGCAGUUAGGAAAAAAAAACAGAAACCUCGGGCUUGUAAACAGCUUGAGGAGCGGGUGGACAAUCUUCUUAACUUCUUUUUAAAAAAUUCAAGCUUGAAUGCCAAGAAGCGUGCCUCCAGUCGCCAGUGUUGUACAUCGUGACGUAGUGACGCUUGCAGACAGACAGUGACCCAUGUCAGCGGACGAGUGGGCUGGGGUGCAGUGGAAAGGGGGUGGGUGGGGAGGAAAACCGCAUGCGGUGACAGAGGAUCAAGAUACCAUGCCAUCGCUGCUGUUUAAUUGCACUAAAGCCAUCGUUCUUGUGGCACAUUUCGUACGUUGGAUUUUAGCUCUACGUUGCCCUCGACAGCUCAGCUGAAGUGAUUUAAAUGCAAAGAUUUUACAGUAGUCAGUGUAUCCUGUUAUAUUCUGAAUAUAUUGUACAGUGUGAGGUCACAUCAAAUAUUGGUGCAUGCUACAAAGAUGUGCAUGAUCGUAUCAGAGUAAUUGGUCCAUGUAUUUUACAGUUGAAACUACUGUAUGUAGGUGAGGAUUCUGUUUAUAUGUAUAUAUUUGCAUUCUGUAUACAUGCUGAGGUGGUGGAGUGGCCCGUGUAGAUCAAUACUGCCUUAAAUUUGAUUUUGUAAGCAUUUUCGAUAACUUGUCAACGUGACUUUUUUUUUAAACACACGUUCACUCUAUAGUGGGCAUCAAUAUUUGCAGUUCGUGAAUGUAUCAUGAUUUGUACUUAUUCUAUAAAGUGGUCUCGUGUGCUGAACACAAGUCUUUAUAUCAGCACCAGUCAGUGACCUGCUAUGGCCAAGUGCUGUUUGCCAGUUUUUUAUUUAUAAAAGUGUUUUGUUAAAAAAAAACAGCAAAUGAGCUUCUUUUUGCUGAGAAUUUUCAAAUGAAGUGUGUUUGCUUUCACUGUGAUAACUCUGUCUAAAGUCAGGCCCUGGAAUAUAUGGUACUUUGCACUGCAUCCAUGUUAUGUACACUAAAGUGUAUUUCAAUUUUUAUCAUGGUAUCUAAGCGACAGUAUAAAAAUAAAUGUUAUCAGACAUACAACAAUCUCACU